AUGGUCUCCACUCUUGGGAAGAACAUAUCGGUCUCUAGGAUAAAUCGCUUGCUUCGUCCUCUGCGCAACAAAUGUGCGAACCUGGCGUCUCUGGCGUCGUCCUCUUCUUCAAAUGCGUCUCUCGUAACAUAUGGCUCCCGUUCUGCCACCGGCACUCCUGAUGAACAUCCUCCGCUCGCCUUACUCUUAUCACCCAAAGCCCUCGCAUCCCGCGCGCACUUGGAUCACCACAGCCUGGAGAACCUCGAACUCUCGCGGAGGGUCUACGCCGUCUUGGACACGUUCAAGAACGUGCUCCAAGCCCAUUUUGGAUCAGAGUCUGUUGGAAAAGAGGUGAAAAUCAUGAGCUUGACGGACAUAUGCGCUGCGGUCGUAGGGGAAUCUAUUCAAGACGAUAUCGAGCUCAGUUUGUACGAGGACAGGGACGAGAGCUACGAUGUGGACGAGGACGCGGAGAUGGCGAUCAUGAACGAAUGUUACGAGGCAGUCUCUGAACAAUAUCGCGGAUGGACAUUGGUUUCCCAUGCUCUUUCCAUAGUCAUGAAGAAUUGUCCUCACCAGCCAACACUCGUAUCGUGUCUUCUUGACAUGUCGCUCUCAUACAAUUUGCCUCGAGAGUCCAAAAUUAUUCUUCGUGCUCUUCUUGCGACCGCAAUUUGUGCUGGUCGCCCUUCCGCCUCGCGCCCUAUCUGCCAUCCAGCCCACUCGUCCUACUUGAGGGAACUCUGCAUAAAGUGGACAUCAUCCAAUCUGAGCAAGGACCAAGGCUCUCACCAACCUUCUCAUUACACCGAAACCGGCUUUGUUACGAUCCUGGUUGAUGUUCUCGUGGAAAUGGGAUCUGCGGAUGUGUGGAAUAGCAGGGCAGUAUCCAGACUGGGCCGACACAUGCAGGCCACCGAUUUUCCCGCCUUCGUACAGCUUCUUUGCGGAUUGGCGGAGGUUAUCAGUCGACAAAGUCGUCGGAAGAGGAUGAAGCGGAAGCGUGGAAAGGUUCCGGAUGGAGAGUUCGAAGCCGAAAAUAUUCAGCUAUGUGAUAGGUUGUCCCGAUGGACUACGGGGCUCCACAGCCGUGUUGUUCUUCUCGACUUGGAUGAUGACCUGCUCCUGCCGGCACAGCACGACGAGUUUGCGUCUAUCGUCGACUAUCUUGUUACCUCCCGUGCGCUUGGUAUCCAUCUUUGUGACGAUGAUGCUCACUCCGAAUCGCCAUUCCGGGAGGUUCAAGAUGUCCUAGCUUGUUUGGCGACGCAGUGUCUCGCAUCUCCACACUUAGGUUCGCGCAGCGCUCAUGAUGUCGAAGAGCUCGUGAGCUUGCUCAAGGAUGCUCACCCUGUCACAAGCACCUACGACGACCUUGUCAUUGCAACCUUUGCCCCCGAAGAGCCUGCUGGUUCUCCUGCCAGGCCAGUUGACCGAUCUCUGCUCGGUGCGAUGCGAUCUCUACGAAGGUAUGCAUCGGCUCUUCAUGAGCACGACCUUCGUGCUUUGGAAGCUUCUUUCUGGGCGUGCGCACUGCGCCACUUUGAGCGCGAUGUGUCCGUCUCGUCUGCUGCUGGCGGUCGUGAAAACGAACGUAUCCGGUACGAGCUUAUGGACGAGGUCAACACGGCGGAGCGAAGAUUCUACGGAUCUAGGUCUUCGAGACAUGGUUCGUCUUCAAAUGAGAGCGAGGAUACUGGAGAAGAAUUAGAAGGAAGCGAGUGGGAGUGGGAGGAUCUAUUCGGGUGCUGGGUGCGCAAGUCACCGCCAGCGAAACAGCGGGAGAUGGCUCCGAACGUCCGCCCGCAGACAAGGUUAUCUAUGGGAUCGCAACCGCUGAGAGCGCCGGCUCUAAUCCGGACUACUUCCGCUUCAGCACCCCCUCGAACUGCUGUUGCACGCAGGAGCGUCCCUGUGAAGUCGACAUCCUCCCUAAAACCUGUUUCAAGGACAUCAACUUCCACAUCUACAUCGGCUACUAUCUCUAUCUCUAGCGACUCGUCCACCCACUCGAGGUCUCUAUCUCCCGACACUGAAGUCUCUUUAGACGAGGACGAAGACGAGGAGGACGAGGAUGAUAGCUACGAGGACUUUGACGAGAUCCUCGCACCUAAGAAGCCGCGGCGAGAGUGGAAUUUUAGGACGCUGGUGGCGGACGCGCAGAAAAAUGUAAUCAACCUCAGAGAGGAAAAGGCGGCGGAGAGGGCCGCUGCCGCGCGACGAGCGGCUUCGCAGACUUGGAAUCUUGGAAGGGGUGUGGGUCGCGACAAGAUGCGCCGCCAGAGCGCACAAAAUAUGCCUGAAGAGCCUUCUUCGGAUGAUGUGUUGGACCUUUUGGCGUAG
Messenger RNA from Heterobasidion irregulare TC 32-1, 2325 nucleotides. RefSeq lists its product as uncharacterized. The transcript has 2 exons. The record is from RefSeq and is a predicted model, not a curated record. NCBI's taxonomy places the organism in Eukaryota, Fungi, Basidiomycota, Agaricomycetes, Russulales, Bondarzewiaceae. Bases 1 to 2325 code for a protein of 774 amino acids.